Papaver somniferum (opium poppy) is the source of this 3096-nucleotide messenger RNA. RefSeq names its product golgin candidate 6-like. Gene Ontology annotation, cellular component: cytoplasm; Golgi stack; Golgi membrane. The coding region runs from base 104 to 2800 and encodes 898 amino acids. Gene Ontology annotation, biological process: endoplasmic reticulum to Golgi vesicle-mediated transport; vesicle fusion with Golgi apparatus; intracellular protein transport. The transcript has 19 exons. The record is from RefSeq and is a predicted model, not a curated record. Lineage: Eukaryota; Viridiplantae; Streptophyta; Magnoliopsida; Ranunculales; Papaveraceae.
GCCACUGGGAGAGACAAAGAGACGAAGGUUUCUUCAGGAAAAUGCAAAGCUCUUGAAAUUUUUUUUCAAUCAAACCCUAAAAAUCGAAACUCUAAAUUAUCAAAUGGAUUUCAAGCUUGGUAGAAUCAAUCUUAACAAAGUUGCUCAGGGAGUUGGGGGCUUUGUUUUUGGAAAGGAUACUUCAAAUUCUAAUGAUGACAGUUAUGUUCAAAGUUUGCUUGAGCGUAUAAAGAAUGUUGAGGAUGAUAAUGAUAAUAAAAGGAUUGAAGCUUUGGAUGAGCUUCAGUCUGUUGUUGAAGAAAGUGUUUCUGCUCAGCUUGCAUUUGGGGAACUAGGGAUAUCAGUGCUCAUGGGUGUAAUAAAGAGCGAGCGUGAUAAUGAAAAAAUGGUUAAAGGUGCUUUAGAAUCCCUUGCUAGUGCUUUGACUCCGAUAGCUCCAGAAGGAGGAGUGAAGAAUGAGAUACAUCCAGCUAUGAUGAAUUCCGAUUUGCUAUGUAGAGAAGCAGAAAACAUAUCUCUUCUCUUAGGUUUGCUGGAUUCGGAUAACUUCACUGUCCAGUAUCAUACACUUCAACUACUGACAGCCCUACUUACUACUUCCCGAAAUAGGGUACAAGAAGCAAUUCUUACGAUCCCCCAAGGAAUAACUCGCCUUAUGGAUAUGCUUAUGAGCCGAGAGGCUAUACGAAAUGAGGCGUUGUUACUUCUCACUUAUUUGACUCAUGAAGCUGAGGAAAUUCAAAAAAUAGUGGUGUUCGAAGGUGCAUUUGAGAAGAUAUUUAUUAUUAUUCAAGACGAAGGUGGGGCUGAAGGUGGUGUUGUCGUUGAGGACUGUCUUGUACUGCUGAACAAUCUUCUACACUGUUUGUCAAAUCAGAGAUUACUCAGGGAAACAACAGGUUUUGAGCCUUUAAUAUCAAUAUUGGUGCUUGAAAGUAGGGUCUCUAAAUUCUCAAAGCAAAAGACAUCAAAUCUCCUUAGAGCGUUGGAUAUUGUUGAGAUGCUGUUAGUGGGAGGAUCGGCAGCUGAGUGUGGGAAAGAUAACAGGAUGUCUAACCAAACUGUCCUGUAUCAGAAAAAACUUAUGGAUGAACUUCUAAUGCUGGGAGUGGAGAACCAACGGGCCGCAGUUAGUCUACGCUGUUCAGCACUGCGAUGCAUUGGUUAUUUGGUUGUCGGUCAUCGUCAGAACCUUGAUGCGUUCGCGAGUAAAGUACUUGGGGAAGAUCCAAACGUUGAACCUGCCCUAAACUCCAUACUCCGCAUCCUUUUAAGAGGUUCGACUGCACAAGAGUUUGUGGCGGCGGACUUUGUGUUUAGGUGCUUUUGUGAGAAAAAUAGUGAUGGCCAAGGAUUGUUAGCAUCUACAAUGAUUCCUCAACCACAGUCAAUGUCUCAUACUCCUUUAGAGGACAUCAACAUGUCUUUUGGAAGCAUGCUGUUACGUGGUCUAACAGUAAGCGAGACUGACGGAGAUCUGGAGACUUGCUGCAGAGCUGCCAGUGUUCUUUCACAUAUACUGAUGGACAAUAUCCAAUGCAAGGAAAGGGUUUUACGAAUCGAAGUUGAGGCGCCAAUCCCAUCCUCACAAGAGCCACUAAUGCACAGGAUAUUGAAGUACUUGGCUCUUUCCUCCAUUAAAUUAAAAGAUGGAAACCAUAAGAUGUCAGCUAGAGAUUCAUAUAUACAACCCGUUAUCCUCAAGCUCCUAGUUACAUGGUUGGCUGAUUUCCCAGAUGCAGUUCACUGCUUUCUAGUUUUGCGGCCACACCUCACGUAUCUUCUUGAGCUUGUGUCGAACCUAUCUGUAUCCGUGUGUACAAAAGGGUUGGCAGCCAUUCUCUUGGGGGAGUGUUUUCUCUAUAACAAAUCCGAUGACAAAAGUAAAGAUGCUUCUUUAGUGGUUGAUGUCAUAAGUGAGAAAGUCGGGCUUACCUCAUAUCUAUUAAAGCUAGAAGAUCUGCAGAGAAGUUAUGUGUUCACGUCUACAAAAGCGGGAUUGCGUGAUAGUAUGGCGGAGAUGGAUGACAUUAGUGCUAAUGACGAGACCGAUUGGAAGCAUGAUGAGCAUCCAGUUCUCAAUUCGCUCUUUGAUACCCAGUUUGUCGACAUUGUCAUUAAACUGGAAGAAAAUCUUAGAGCGAGUAUUGUGGAGAUCUCAAGUCAUUUAAAGAACAAGGUGGUUGCACUACCAGUUGAACUGGAGCAGCAAAGUGGGGAGAGCGACGGGGACUAUAUCAAACGUCUGAAAUUAUUUGUAGAGAAGCAGUGUGCUGAGAUGCAGGACAUUCUUGGCCGUAAUGCGACUUCAGCUGAGGCCUUGGUGAAGGCAACUGCAAGUGACUCUGCUGGUACAGAUAAACUCCGCCGGGACCUUCAAGAAGCAGCUAAACAAGUCCAGGUUCUCAAGUCAGAAAAAGCUAAAGUUCAAGACGAGGCAGAUGCACAUUGCAGCUUGGCAGACAAGAUGAAAUCUGAUCUAAAGAGUCUAUCAGAUGCCUACAAGAACCUUGAGCAAGCAAAGUCUCUAUUAGAAUCCGAGGUGAAGGCUUUGAAGCUUGAAACCAAGAAAUCUCCAGAUCUCGAUGCAAUCAAAGAAGAAGCAAAGGAGGAGGGUCGAAAAGAGAGCGAGGUAGAACUUAACGAUCUAAUUGUUUGCUUAGGGCAAGAACAGGCCAAGGUGGAAAAGUUAAGUUCAAGGUUGGAGGAGUUAGGGGAGGAUGUAAGUUCCCUUCUUGAAGGUGUCGGAGAUGAUCUUGAAAUGCCUGAAGACAGUGAUGAUGACGAUGAUGGAAAAUAACGAAAACUUGGAUUUGCCAUGCAAUUCUCUCAUGUCAUUUAGUAACUGUAUCUGUACAUAUUUAUGCAGUUCGAUACACGCUCUUACGUUAGUUCUAGUGCUGUUAGAAUCUUUCGCUGUAUGUUUAACAAUUUCACCAGGCCAAAGAUCCUUGCUUUUGAUGGACUGUGGUUGCUGGUUCUUUUAAAGAAAAAUUGUUCAUUGUUGAACCUGUUGUUAUCUUUGUACUAUGAAUUGUCAUUUCAGAAACUUAUAAUUAUCUUUCUAAAUAAGAAUCUUAGAGCUAAUAAAAAGAA